AUGGCUACUACACAAGGUCCCUUGGAUACAAUUCCGAAGGCGAACUACCCACCUUUGUUGACAAAAGCCAAUUACAUGUCAACGAAGCAGUUAAUCAAUGAAGUUCUAAGUGAGGAUCGUGAAUAUGUGACUUGGAAACUGAAUCAACUGAGAACAGGUGGUAAUGAUGCACCUGGUGCGAAGCUGUUACAAACUGUAGCACACCAUAACAAUCGGCAGUUUCACAAGAAGAACGCCAAGGUCAUGAAGAAGAGAUAUCCUAAUCAAAUUAGUGGUGUGCCACCAAAUCUCACCUUCGUGCAAGACUUGUAUGAGAAGGAGAUGAAGAAGGAAUCAGAAGACAUAGAUAAAUCCUUACGGGAGAUGCAUCAACCUUCUAUACCUGCUGAUGAACAAUUCAAGCUUCUAGUAACCAAUCUUGAUGAAGAUCAAACAAAUCGUUUUGAAGUAUUCCACAGGACCGCGUUGAGUAAGACUCAGGUCAAGAAACUUGCAACAACUGUUGUAAAUCAAUCGAUCAACGAGAAUAUCCGUGUUUUCUUGCAAGCUAUAGGCAAGAUAUUUGCAGGAGAAAUAAUUGAAAAGGCUAUGGAGAUCAAAGAGAAGUGGCUUUUAAGCCUAAUGCACAGAGAAUUUGAUAGGAAAGAGGAGACAGCAAUGCGUUUAAAGAAGCUAUUGAAGAAAUUGACUAAGAUGGUAGAUAAGAAUGGAAUUGUUGGCGAUGAUGAACCUGGUAAUGGAAUGGAAUUAACAGCACAUGAUUUAAAUAAUGAGUAUCCUAGCAGUGUUGAUGAAGAAGAAGAAGACAUUUAUCUAGACGAUGAACCCGAUGCAAUGAAGAAAAUACAGGAUGUAAACUCACUACUUCGAUCUCAGGAGAACACUGCUGAAAUCAGAUUGAGACUCAUAUCACAUUAUAAUGAGCUAGUACGACAGUUCAAUGAAUUGGAUGUAAGUGUGGAAAAGUACAACUCUAGCCCACUCUUACCGGAACAUAUCCGUGAAGCAUGGCGACUGCACCGUCUGCAGAGUGAAACCAUCCCACCCGCAUCCUGGCGUACCCAGGGUUCAGGGAACGGUCAAAUGUUUAGGUAA
Messenger RNA from Nakaseomyces glabratus, 1095 nucleotides. It is a transcript of the gene TAF11, whose product is annotated as TATA-binding protein-associated factor TAF11. Gene Ontology annotation, molecular function: protein heterodimerization activity; transcription coactivator activity. Lineage: Eukaryota; Fungi; Ascomycota; Saccharomycetes; Saccharomycetales; Saccharomycetaceae. Gene Ontology annotation, cellular component: transcription factor TFIID complex; nucleus. Gene Ontology annotation, biological process: RNA polymerase II preinitiation complex assembly; transcription initiation at RNA polymerase II promoter. The record is from RefSeq and is a predicted model, not a curated record.